Messenger RNA from Mirounga angustirostris (Northern elephant seal), 6583 nucleotides. RefSeq names its product serine protease 33. The record is from RefSeq and is a predicted model, not a curated record. Gene Ontology annotation, molecular function: serine-type endopeptidase activity. Gene Ontology annotation, biological process: proteolysis. NCBI's taxonomy places the organism in Eukaryota, Metazoa, Chordata, Mammalia, Carnivora, Phocidae. Bases 1 to 1221 code for a protein of 406 amino acids. The transcript is spliced from 3 exons.
AUGAGGGGGCCUUCCUGCCUCUGGGUCUUGCUCCUACUGCUGCUGGUCUCCCCGACCCCACCCACAUCCCAGGCCCCCAGUCUUCCGCCCUCCCUCGCGCCCCCCUUGUCCCCUGCAGCCUGCGGGCAGCCCCAGGUGUCGAGUCGCAUCGUGGGAGGCCGGGACGCCCGGGACGGACAGUGGCCGUGGCAGGCGAGCAUCCAGCACCGCGGGGCGCACGUGUGCGGGGGCUCGCUCAUCGCCCCCCAGUGGGUGCUGACCGCAGCGCACUGUUUCCCCAGGUCAGCGGAAGGGCGGGGGGCCCGGGGCCCAGGGACAGGGGGCAGGUGUGGCGGGCCCGGGAGCCGUGAGCAGCGUCGCCCCCUGUCGCGCAGGCCGACGCUGCCGUCCGAGUACCGCGUGCGCCUCGGGGCGCUGCACCUGGGCCCCGCCUCGCCCCGCGCGCUCUCGGCGCCCGUGCGCAGGGUGCUGCUGCCCCCGGACUACUCCGAGCACCGCGCCCGCGGCGACCUGGCGCUGCUGCAGCUGCGCCGCCCGGUGCCCCUGAGCGCCCGCAUCCAGCCCGUCUGCCUGCCGGAGCCCGGGGCGCGCCCGCCCCCCGGCACACCGUGCUGGGUCACCGGCUGGGGCAGCCUGCGGCCGGGAGGUGAGGCGGGGGGGCGGGGCCCGGGGGCCCGGCGGGGGGGACGCGGGAUCCCUCUCCACCUCCCUCUGACCGGGAAGGCUAGCGCCGCGCUGUCGCAGUCCGGGGCUCAGCGCGACCUCCGGGGACCCAAUCCUCUUCCUCCCAGUCAGACCAGCGAGUCGUGCCUGGCCCGGCGGGUCAGGCUUCUCAGCCCCUGCCUCUCCCAGCUCUCAGAAGCCCCCCUUCCCCCCCCCGCCCCCCCGCCAGUGCCACUUCCAGACUGGCGACCUCUGCAGGGAGUAAGGGUGCCGCUGCUGGAUGCGCGCACCUGUGACCACCUCUACCACGUGGGCACCGACGUGCCUGGCGCGGAGCACAUAGUGCUGCCCGGAAACCUGUGUGCCGGCUACGUCCAGGGCCGCAAAGACGCCUGUCAGGGUGACUCUGGGGGACCCCUGACCUGCGUGAGAUCCGGGCGCUGGGUCCUGGUGGGCGUGGUGAGCUGGGGCAAGGGCUGUGCCCUGCCCAACCGUCCAGGGGUCUACACCAAUGUGGCCGCUUACAGCCCCUGGAUUCAGGCUCGCCUUAGCCUCUAAUGCAGGAACACUGACCUGGAGCCAGAGGCUGGGGUCCCUCUGAGGACCUGCCCAUUCCCCACACCUUGCCCCUUCCAACUUGAGGCUCACAGGACUUAUAAAGCUAAGGUGUCAUCUAUCUGUCCAUCCCUGCCUCCUCCAUAGGGCUCACCAAGCCCUAGCCGCCAACCCUCCUCCAGGAGUCUCCCAUUUGGGGGAGCGGGGAGGGGGGAGCUGUCUCACAAUCCCUCCCGCCCCCCUCCCCUCCUUCUCAUAUUUACCCUUCUCAGCUUCAGCGGGGGGCUGGGCCUGGGUCCCCAGAGACAGGCAAGCCAGCUGGUGCCCGGUCUGGCCUCUGGGCCCCCUUUCUCAGGAGGAAGUCAGGGAGCUUCCAAGUGUGAGAGGGAUUCAGCCCCAGGGUGAUGCUUCUCCAUUGCUGGCUUUGAAGAUGGAGCGGCCUCCAGGAGCUGAGGGCAGCCCCCAGCUGACAGCCAGCAGGGAAGCCCCUCACUGCUACAACAGCAAGGAGCUGAAUGAGCCUGGGACCCAGCUCCCCCUGGCCUCCAGAUGAGAGCCCCACCAGGCCGCCCCACAGGCCAAGCCCUUGAGCCUGGUGGAGCCCACCCAGACUUCUGGCCCACAGAGUUGUGAUUUAAUAAAUUUGGGUGGUUGUAGGCUGCUAUGUUGGUGGUCAUUUACUACAGAGCAAUAGAAAACAAAUCUAGGGCGCCUGGGUGGCUCAGUCGUUAAGCAUCUGCCUUCAGCUCAGGUCAUGGUCCCAGGGUCCUGGGAUCAAGCCCCGCAUCGGGCUCCCUGCUCGGCGGGAAACCUGCUUCUCCCUCUCCCACUUCCCCUGCUUGUGUUCCCUCUCUCGCUGUCUCUCUCUGUCAAAUAAAUAAAAUCUUUAAAAAAAUAAAUAAAAGAAAACGAAUCUAGAUCUUGCCCCACUGCAGUGGAGAUGCCCCCAGGGUCUGGGUGGGCUAGCCCUAGGCUCUAAUAAGGCUCAGGAGCCUGGGGCACCUGGCAUCAUGCCCUCAACCCAGGAAGGGCUGGGAGCCCCCAGACAGGCCUGGCAGAGCUUCUGCUGUGCUUGUUUCUGUGGUUACAGCCAUCCUCACUGGGGAAAGUCUGGGGCUGUGUCCCAGCUGUGGCAAGGGGCCCACAGACCCAGGACCCGCCCCACACCUGCAUCUGGAAACUAGCUUAGGCCCCUUGCAGCUCCCUGCCCACCUUUGCGUGCCUGGGACCUGGUUCCUGUCCCCUCCCUGCCAUCUGCUCAUCCCCAGGCCGAAGACCAUCCAUCCCAAUAGAUACAGCUCAGUGUCUAGAACUGCAGAAGGAACAAGAAACUGAACAAAACCUGGAAACCCCAAAGCCUAAUCUUUGAGGCUAACAGGGACAGUGGGGGCAGGGGGCAUGGGGGAGGACACCAUCAAAGGUGCAGCCCCAGGGGCAGGCCUGAGGCUCGCCUCCACUCUUCCCUCCCAGGAGAGAGAAGGUAGCCGCACCCCGGUGGUUGCUGCCGGGCUGAGCCAGGCAGGCAGGGUGGGCCCACAGGACUCGGGCCGUGAGGGAGCUCCAGACUGCUUUCUCCCCCUGGCUGAGGGCCAUCCAUCUGGGGAAGCACUUCGCUGUCCUUGGGGGAUGGUUAUCGGGGAGCAGGGUGCCCAGAACGUGGCAUGGCCAUGGGCACAUCAGCAAGGGGACCCUGGUGGCCCCUGCUGGUUGAUGCUGGCCAUCCUCGCUCCCUCCCUCAGCCUGGGGCCAGCUAAGGGACCUUCCCCAGGACGCCUCCCGAGGCACUGAGAUGGGCACAAGCCAGUCUGCCUGGGAGCCAGUCUGCCUCAGCCUUGGACCUGCUGUGAUUUGAGUAAUGGGUCCCCAUUCAGAGAGCCCCGUGUUUCGGAAGUAUAACCUGGGAGCUAAACAGGGGAGUCUGGAGCUGGAGGGACAGGAGCUGUGCCUGGAAGGGAAGGGUCAGCAAAUGAGAAGAAAUCAGCUGCUCCUCAUCAAGCCCUUACCAGAUGCCACGCGGAGGGCUUUGUGGCACCACCUCGUGGGAUCCUCACCUGACACCCAUUUCUCAGAUGAGAAAGCCAAGACCCAAAGCCACGCAGCUGGUAGAUGGUAGGCUGAGAUUCCCGCCCAGGUGGUCUGAUUCUGGAGGCAGCUGGAAUGAUGGAGGGGAGAUUACAAUCCCCUUUACUCUCUCCCCUUGCUUCCCGCCAGUGCGGGGCUCUGGGCUCCCCUUCCCCUAGCGCCUUCCUGGUGUGCCAGCCUUGUGAGACUGGGCAAGUUGCAUCUCCUCGCCCAGCAGGCUCAGGGGCACGCCCCCCCUGUGCUGGUGGUCCCGUCUGUCAGCAAGGUCAGUGGGGGCGUGUGGGGGGGGUGACAUGGCCCUGCAUCAGCCAUGGCUAUACGCCCUGCCAGGUGACAGGUCGGGAGACCGUGCUGCGGGGAGGGGAGCACCAGGUUGGCGGGGGUGGUCCUGGGAAGUCCAGGCAUGGGGGACACUGGGCUCUUCUCUAAGGUAGGCGGGCAUUUCCUAGCUGCCCAACUGCUCUGGCUGGGGAUGCUGCAACCGGAUAGAUGGCCUAGCCGCUCCCAAGAGUACUGACUUGACCUCGGUUUCCCCUUCUGUCCUCUGAAUGGAUGCCACGCACCGUGUCAUGGCUGCUGGGAGGGCUGAGGCCCUCACACUCCUGCCCACCGAGCACGGCUACUGUGCCCUGCGAGCACGCUCUCAGCUGCUCCCAGAACACACACGAGGUGUUCUCGUUUUCACUUUCACCGGUGGGGAAACAGGCCCAGAGAGGUUAAGUGGUGUGCCCUAAGGCCCACAGCUGGUAAGAGGUGGAACCAGGUCGAAGCUGGGCAGCUGACUUAAACUCCACACUGAGUUGUGAACCUUGCAGAGAUGAAAGUAGUAAAACACCCUACAAAUGAGAGGUACACCAGUAACUAUCAGUCGUGAUAAUUACUAUCUAGUCAUCGAUGAUUAAAAAAAAGGGGGAGGGAAGGCCCACCAGGCCGAGACCCUGCAGGCUUAGUUUGGAGGCCAGGGAAGGGUCCCUGGCACGAGCGCCCGGUCAUUGAGGCGCAAGGGCAGAAAGGGCCCAGCCAGCUUUCCUGUGCAGAGAACUGAGAGCAGCCGGCCAGCCAGUUCACCCACCAUCCUGAGACUCCCGCUCUGUCUGUCAUGGCUCCCAGGAGGGCAGACCUGCACCCAGCAAGACCACAGAGGCAGGGGCUGUGGGGGAUCAGCCCCUACUCCCCCUCCAUUCCCUCUUGACCCCAUUCCCACUGCACUCACAAUUACACCAAGGCCUGCAGUGACCUCCUACCACUGGCCCACCAAGUGGAUGGUACCGUGGGGCUCAGAGAGACACCCUGAGGGGAAGGACUCCUGUUGGGCAGGGCCCCCACCCUACUCGCCACCUUCCCUAGUCUGGGUGACCUCUAACAGCAAAGACUGCUGUAAGCAGACUCCCGUCAUUACCCAAACCCCAGCACUGUGUGGUGCGUGCAUUAGCUCAUCAGUGCCCCCCAAAUGCCAUAUGGAGUCCAAUUGUGUAUCCCCUGCAUGGAUGGGAAAACAGGUGGAGGCUCAGUGCCUCGCCUAAGAUCAUAGUCAAUAAGCUGAUGUUGGAACUCAGAUGGUCUGCUGGAGGGUGGGUGAAGACAGCCAUGAUCCUCGGAGGGAUGGAGUGUGGGCCUACUCAGGAUGACUCCUGGUAGGCAUCCUGAGCUGUGACACCGGCCAGGACAGACCUAAUAAGGCAGGUGUCUACGUGGCAAUAGUGCGCACAUUCAGGACAAUGGGCCAGGGUGCAGCUGGGCCAGAACAUCGUGGGCGAAGAGGAGGCCCCUCCUUUCCCUACACCCCUGGACUCCAUCUUUACCUGCCUCAUUCUGGAAAGUCGGCUGGAUGCCUCUGAGAACCUCCUUGGCCCCAAUGGGCCACACCCCUCCCCUGCCGCACGCUCUCCUUCCUCAGCAGUACAGGAUCUAAAGCCUCAAAAUCUCUGUACACAAAGAUGCUGAGAUUAAGAUGGAAAUCUUCGGCCUGAGCCAAGGACUCUCUGCACCAGUGACUCGUCCACCGCCUCCUGACUCAGGUGACGAAGCAGCGGUGGAGGUCAGCCAGGGGCGGGAGAGUUAGCGGGGAGCCAGGGCUGCCGAGGCUCAGGGAGGGAAGAUUCACAGGAGGGAGAGGACUUCAGGGAGCUCUGGAGGAGGCAGAGGCUAGAAGUCAAAAAUAACAAUAAUUACGGUUACGGUUUUAGAAACACCUACUGAGUACCAAUUCUUGAUGAAAAUCUACAACUUUACAAACAGCUGUUCUCUCAUCUUAAAAAAGAGGAAACUGGACUUUCAUGAGGUUAACUGCCCAAAGCUGCACAGGCAGCGCCGGGACCAAGUAUUUGAAUCCCCAGUGGUCUGAGCACGCAGCCCGCACUGUGAAAAUUAGUGAAAGGAAACCUCGUUUAGAACACAGGCAUGGCGGGGCACCUGGGUGGCUCAGUUGUUAAGCGUCUGUCUUUGGCUCAGGUCAUGAUCUCCAGGUCCUGGGAUCAAGCCCCGCAUCAAGCCCCGCAUUGAGCCCCGCAUCGGGCUCCCCGCUCGGCGGGGAGUCUGCUUCUCCCUCUUCCUCUGCCUCUCCCCACUGCUCCUACUCUCUCUCUCUCUCUCUCUCUCUCUGUAUCUGUCUGUCUCAAAUGCAUUAAAAAAAAAAAAAAAAAUUCUAUAGAACGCAGGCGCGGGGCCAGCAGGGGGCGCUCUCAGCCCUCUCGCUCAUCAACUGCCCCCGCAAGGGGAAGAGUCGCAUCUGGCAGGUGCAUGCUACUUUACUACCCGAGCAGGAGGAAGGCAACAGCUCAGCCAGUGAAAACCCACUAUUAGAACUCACUUUAUUCCAAAGAACUUUUUGUCUAUAAUAGCCCUCCCUGUUUCCCCUUUCCACUAUAUGAGAGUUUCUCUCCUUUGUUCUGCGGACUUGCCUAUGGCUUUGCUGUAGCUUGCUCGUCCUGGCUUGUAAUUCUCUGCUUUCCCCACAUAAGCCCAGUUUUGCUGGUGAAAUAACUUGGCAGUUUUAUUUUCUUAAGGUUAAUAGCCGUUAGUGACCAGCUCGGUUCAGGGCCAAGGCAGCAGCAUCUUCAGAUUGUGCCCACUCUGAAGAAUUGUCAAAUAGCAACCCCCAACAUCGGCAGCACUGUUUGGCAUCCAGGGCCAUCCACCGGCUUACUGGGUGCCCCGGCAUGUCUGACACAUGCCAUCAGCGACCCAGCUGAGGCUCUCUCCCUCCCAGUACUGGCUAUGCAAGAGAAAAAAACCUCUUUCCCUCCCUCCAGUGUAACUGCAACCUGGGGCAAGGCAGGACAGU